Tricharina praecox is the source of this 748-nucleotide messenger RNA. RefSeq lists its product as uncharacterized. Lineage: Eukaryota; Fungi; Ascomycota; Pezizomycetes; Pezizales; Pyronemataceae. The record is from RefSeq and is a predicted model, not a curated record. The transcript has a single exon. Bases 395 to 649 code for a protein of 84 amino acids.
AUGAGUGUAUGCGACUCUCGCCGUUCAAUGCCGCAUGUGCCGUCACCAGCACCAGUACCGACCGAAGCCCAUCCAGGAGCAUUUCCACAUGAAAUCAGCGCGGCAAUCAACUGACUGCGGCCUGUUUUGCUAUCUCCAUCUUCCAUCCUCCAUCGACGGACUUUGAGUUGAGGGGAGGGGAGGGCAUACAUAUCGAGAAAGCCUUUUUACAUACGCUCCGGAUCCCCCAGGCACCAGCGGAGUUCUAUUUCAAAGCUAUUCGUUUCUUUCUUGGCGUAUCUCAUAUCUAUCUACUCCGCCUACCGUAUGCUAUCUACAUAUCUGCACGGCCCGCACGCAUGCACGCCUAGUUGGUUAGCAAACAACCCUAACUAGAGUAUCUACUGCACCCCUCAUGACGGAACGUCAUCAUCAGCAAUCAUUCACCCCACCCGCUGUUUCGCUCGCUCGCUCGCUUUUCGGCUGUUUAGGCGUCUGUUCCGCGCGCGCCCUAUGUACGUAUGAUAUGUAUGAUAUGUAUUGUAGGUAUUGUACUCCUAGAUCCGGCAUCCGUCGUACAUACCUAAUGUAUCACACGACGAGAGAAAAAAAAACAGUAACAGUGCUAGCAAACGUAACUACUCUACUGCCGUGGGCCAUGAGACUGUGAGCCAUGAGACUGUGAGCCAUGAGACUGUGAGCCAUGAGACUGUGAGCCAUGGGACGGAACUGUGAUUGCUUGCUUGCUUGCUGAUGAGGAGAUGAGGUG